AUGGCGCCGAUCGAAGGUACACUAGAAAUGAUAAAAUAUCUUGUUGAGAAGGGAGCUGAUGUAGAAGGUAAAAAUACUGACGGAAGGACAGUACUGCACACUUCUGUUACUAAAGGUAAGCCAGAUAUAGUGAAAUACCUUGUUGAAAACGGGGCUGAUGUAAAUAGCACGGAUUUUGACGAGAGGUCAGUUCUACACAGCGCUGUUACUGAAAGUAAGCUAGAUGUGGUAAAAUACCUUGUUGAACAUGGGGCUGAUGUAAAUGGUAAAGAUACCAAUGGGGACACAGUGCUGCAUUUUGCAGUUAGUGAAGGUACGCUUGAAAUGGUAAAAUAUCUUGUUGAAAAUAACGCUGAUGUAAAUGGAAUUGAUACUGAUGGGUGGACAGUGCUGCACAAUGCUGUUACUGAAGGUAAGCUAGAAAUCAUAAAAUAUCUUGUUGAAAACGGUGCGGAUGUAAAUGGCAGGUAUACUGAUGGAUGGACAGUAUUGCACUAUGCUGUUAGCAAAGGUACACUAGAAAUGGUAAAAUAUCUUGUCGAAAAGGGAGCUCGAGUAAAUAGCAAGGAUACUGACGGGAGGGCAGUCUUGAACUACGCUCUUUCUACAAAUAACCCAGAAAUGGUAAAAUAUCUUGUUGAACAUGGCGCUGAUGUAAAUAGCAAGGAUACUAACGGGUCGACAGUGCUGCACAGUGCUGUUGCUAAAGGUAAGCUUGAAAUAGUGAAAUAUCUUGUUGAAAACGGCGCUGAUGUAAAUAGACCGGAUAUUGACGGGUUGACAGUUCUACACACUGCUGUUAGUAAAGGUACGCUGGGUAUAGUGAAAUAUCUUGUUGAAAAAGGCGCAGCUGUGAAUGCCAUUAACAGCAAAAAUGCUGACGGGUCGACAGUGCUGCACAGUGCUGUUGCUAAAGGUAAGCCAGAAAUAGUGAAAUAUCUUGCUGAAAACGGCGCUGAUGUAAAUAGCACGGAUAUUGACGGAAAGACAGUUCUACACAAUGCUGUUACUGGAAAUGUAAAUGGCAAGGAUCCUGAUAAAUGGAGAGUGCUUCACAGUGCUGUUACUGAAGGUACGCUAGAAAUUGUAAGUUUCCUUGUUGAAAAUGGCGCUGAUGUAAAUGGCAAGGAUAGUAACGGAUGGACAGUGUUGCACAGUGCUGUUGCUAAAGGAGCACACGAAACGGUAAAAUAUCUCAUUGGAAAAGGUGCUGAUGUAAAUUGCAAGUAUAUUGACGGAUGGUCUGUCCUGCACUACGCUGUUUCUAAAGGUACGCUAGAAAUGGUGAAAUAUCUUGUUGAAAAGGGCGCUGAUGUAAAUGGUAAGAAUACUUACGGUAGGACAGUGUUGCACUACGCUGUUACUGAAAGUACGAUAGAUAUAGUAAAAUACCUGGUUGAGAAUGGCGCUGAUGUAAUUGGUAAGACGACGAACGGACGAACAGUGCUGCACAGCGCCGUUACGAAAGGUACGCUAAAGGUGGUAAAAUAUCUCGUUGAAAAUGGCGCUGAUAUAAAUGGUAAGAAUUCUGACAAAUGGACAGUCCUGCACAGUGCUGUUAAUAAAGGUACACUAGAUAUGGUAAAAUACCUCGUUCAGAAUGGCGCUGAUGUAAAUGGAAAGAAUACUGACGGGUGGACAGUCCUCCACACUGCUGUUACUAAAGGUAGCCUGGAUAUCACAAAGCACCUCGUGAAAAAUGGCGCUGAUGUAAAUAGUAAAUACACUGACGGUUGGACCGUCCUACACGCUGCUGUAGAUACUGGUGCAUUAGAAAUUAUUAAGUAUUUAGUUGAACAGGGUGCUGACAUAACUCCUAAAGGUAACAUCAGCGCUCAUACUCUUGGCACUGACAUCAUUAGGAUGGCUGUUGCAAACAAUUCAGUUGCUUUGGUGGAUCUGAUCAGGCAAAAGAACAGGGUUGUUCCGAGAGCUGGAAAAUUUCUUGUCGAACGAAGCCAAAUGAAGCCAAUUCUUAUCGAAGAAUCUCAAAAUAGUCUCAAAAAGUCUUUAAAACAUGGUGAGAAGAUUGAGAUGUUGAAAAGAAUGAACUGCAACAUGUUAGAAAAGGCUCGCUACAGCUUAAUUCAUGUAGUUUAUGGUACAAUUAAUUAUGUAGUCCUAGCCAAGGACUCUGGCGUCCUCAGGGGUCGUGGAUCCCCAUGUUGCACGUCCUCAGGGGUUUAG
Messenger RNA from Dendronephthya gigantea, 2187 nucleotides. Its product is annotated as putative ankyrin repeat protein RF_0381. Bases 1 to 2187 code for a protein of 728 amino acids. Lineage: Eukaryota; Metazoa; Cnidaria; Anthozoa; Malacalcyonacea; Nephtheidae. Gene Ontology annotation, cellular component: endosome membrane. The record is from RefSeq and is a predicted model, not a curated record. Gene Ontology annotation, molecular function: small GTPase binding. The transcript is spliced from 4 exons. Gene Ontology annotation, biological process: Golgi to lysosome transport; retrograde transport, endosome to Golgi.